ACAAUCGAUAGUGGUUCGAUUUUAUGAAAGCGCUGGCCACACUCAAGGUUUAAAUAAUAUAAAAUAAAUUUUUUUGUUCCGAUAUAAAAAUAUAUGAAAUGUCAAGCAAGUCGAAGGCUGAACAACUCCACAAACAAACACUUCGAGAUAAACAGAAGCGUAUUAAACCUGGUGAAUGCCAAAAAUACGUUCGAAUUGUUUUAGAUGGAAAUUUAACAUCCUUUCCACUAGGCCAGGAUUUAAUUAAACUAUUAAGUGGCAGUGAAUUGAAAUACGUAAUUCGUCAACUGCCUCUCAAAAACUGCAUCGUUUGGGAACGCAAUGUAGGCCAACUAACAUUGGCAACAGCAACAGAACUUGACGAGAAAUGGGAGAUAGAGAAACAUGUCGUAAAAAUUCUGAAGUAUGUUGAAUCCUGUGUAGGAUUGGAGCUAAAGGCGGCCUUUCCAGAUGCACAAUACACUGUGGUUGCAACAAAACCACUUCCAUCCAACACCUUGAUCGACCUUCAACUGCUCCAAAAUUUACAUGUUGAACAACUAGGCCAUCAGGAUCAGGCAAAGGAGUUACAUGAUUUGCUUCAACGUCAAUUCAAAGCUAUAGCCGAAGCACCUUAUAAACACCAAAAAAACGCUAUAUUAAGCAGUUUUAAAAAGUAUUUGGCGAAUGACAAGAAGCAAUGUGUUAAAGUGGAGGGUGGAAAUGGAUUUAAACGCCUAUGGCAGCAACAUUUAAAUCGCCUGCCUUUAGUUACAUUGGAUAUAGCUGAUUCUAUUAUAUCUCAAUACUCUUGUCCAAGAAAAAUGAUUCUUCAUUUCAGAGGGGACAUAACGGCAUGUGAAACUCUGGCUAAUGUAAGGAUCAAACGUGGACAAGGACCGCAACCAAUGCAGACAGAAAAACGUAUUGGAAAUGUCUUAAGUUCGAAAUUGUAUACGCUAUAUAAUGCCAGAGACGAAAAUAGCUUGCUUUAA
Drosophila willistoni is the source of this 974-nucleotide messenger RNA. RefSeq lists its product as uncharacterized. Lineage: Eukaryota; Metazoa; Arthropoda; Insecta; Diptera; Drosophilidae. Gene Ontology annotation, cellular component: nucleus; Holliday junction resolvase complex. Gene Ontology annotation, biological process: replication fork processing; double-strand break repair; resolution of meiotic recombination intermediates. The record is from RefSeq and is a predicted model, not a curated record. The transcript is spliced from 2 exons. The coding region runs from base 99 to 974 and encodes 291 amino acids.